UUGAGAAGUGUCAAUACUGUCAAGUGUAAUUUUAAUAACUAAAAUUAAAAAUUAGCUUUUAAUGCAUAUUAAAUAACACUAAAAUGUGGCGUCCUACAAUCUUACGCAGAGUUGUGUUAUCUUCUAUUAAAGAAAAUAUUACAUUAUCUAAAUUUUUGUACUCUACUAAAAGCCGAACUCCCCGGUCGACCGCUAAGCUAACCCUCAUUAGUGCGAGUGUCGGUAUUUUGGUAGGAGCUGGGUAUGGCGGUUAUACACAUUAUAAAAUAAAUACCAAGAAAUUGUCUAGUUCAUCGGAUGAAGAGUUUGCAUUUUUGAAAGAUGCACCAGAGUAUAAGUCUCACUAUAAAGUAAUUAAUGAAGCUGACUCUAGUAACUUACAACUAGUAUUAUUCCAAUAUCAGACUUGCCCAUUUUGUUGUAAAGUUCGAGCCUACUUAGAUGCUCGUGGUAUUAGUUAUGAGAUAGUUGAAGUUGAUGCUGUUCUUCGCCAAGCUAUUAAAUGGUCAGGCUAUAAAAAAGUGCCAAUAUUACUGGCUAAAGUUGAUGGAGGAUAUCAGCAACUUUUAGAUAGCACUGCAAUUUUGUCUAUUUUGGAAACACAUAUAAGAGACAAGUCCUAUUCUUUGCGUGAUAUUGUAAAGUUUUACCCGGUCUCAAAAUUUGAAAAUGAUUCAGGAAAACCUACUACAGAUGUUACAAAUAAAUAUUUUAUUAUGCACAAUAGUGCUGUACCAGAUGAAAAACAGCGUGUUGCUGAGAUUGAAGAACGUGAAUGGCGGCAAUGGGCAGAUCGAGUGCUUGUCCACACUUUAUCACCAAAUGUGUACAGGACUGCUAGUGAAUCAUUAGAAACAUUUAAAUGGUUUGAAGAAGCGGGUGGGUGGAGAAACAACUUCCCCAGCUGGGAAUGUGCAGUAAUGGUGUACGUUGGUGCCGCAGCUAUGUGGAUUAUUGCUAAAAGAUUAAAGGCUAGGCACAAUAUACAAGAUGAUGUCCGUCAAUCUCUUUACAAUGCAGUUAAUGAUUGGAUGACUGUCAUUAAUAAAAAAGGAACGCCAUUCCUUGGAGGUAAAAAACCCAAUCUCGCCGAUAUAUCAGUGUAUGGUAUACUGAGCAGCAUUGAAGGUUGUAAAGCUUUUCAAGAUUUAAAGGAUAACACAGAUGUUGGUAAAUGGUUUGAUAACAUGAAGAAUAACAUGAAGGAGACUCGGGGAAGAAUGAUAACAGUCUAAUAGUAAGAUGAUCACUGUUAUUAUAGUAUAUGAAACUGCAGAUGCGACUUGGUUUUCAGUGCCCAUAGUUCAUGCUAAGUGAUAUUAAAGUUUUAGUUUCCUCUUUUGUUACAUAAAAAUUAUAAUUUUGGUUUGAUGUUCUUAUUUGUAUACUUUAUUAAAGUUAUUGAACAAGCCAAUCUUAUAACAUAAAUAUCUGGUAGAUAAAAUUGUUAUUAUCAUUAUUAUCAAAAGUUUAUCAACAGUCAUUAUAUUUAUGGAAUAUGUGAAAAAAAACGCGAAUAUUUUAUAGCGAAACAAUUCUGAAAGACUGACUUAGGGCAAAACUGCAUUGUUAAAUAAAAAAAAAAAUGUGAUUGCGAAGCCUAUGAAGAUUAUAUUAGUUGGUUUCAAACCAAGUCUGUGAAAGAGAAUAUUGGAACAAUGGUAAAUUUUCUUUAGUUAGUAAAGUUAUUUAUUCAAGAAUUAUUUAUGGUACAUAAUAAUAAAAAUCAUAUGUAUUGCCUUCAGUUUAUGCGCGAGACAUGCUUGGCGUAGUGUUGCUUUGAUUGAUCGUAAUAUUUGUAUAUUAUUUUUUAUGAUAUAAAUUUGAAUAUGAUGCAGUACCAACAUGACACUUAGAAUAUCCAACUAUGUUGCCUGCGAGUUGUGAAUUUGUUGCAUUAUUGGAAUUCGGUAAAACAUAUUCAGUGUCGAUUUGCGAAUUUUUAUCGGCUUUUUGUUUUUAUUAUAUAUAAUUUUUUUUUUCUAGAAUUGCUUCCCUAAAAAAAAUAAUCAUUUUUUUUAAUGUUUUGUAACAUAUUUGAUUUGCGUACAAAUUUUAAUACAAAAGGUUUCUUUCGUCUCUCUUUCAUAAAUAUUAACAGAUUGUUGAUGAAUUUUUGGUCUUUAUUUAUAUAUUAGAUUAAUCCUCGCUAGUGCGUAUUUAUAUUUGCAGU
This is a messenger RNA of Vanessa atalanta (red admiral), 2173 nucleotides long. It is a transcript of the gene Su(P), whose product is annotated as prostaglandin E synthase 2. Gene Ontology annotation, cellular component: mitochondrion. The transcript has 5 exons. Bases 84 to 1235 code for a protein of 383 amino acids. NCBI's taxonomy places the organism in Eukaryota, Metazoa, Arthropoda, Insecta, Lepidoptera, Nymphalidae. Gene Ontology annotation, molecular function: prostaglandin-E synthase activity. The record is from RefSeq and is a predicted model, not a curated record.